GCCAGAGCUGCGAGGCGCGGGAGCUCGCAACCCCGCGCCAGUGUCCGCGUCUCAUGAAUAUGCACGAGCCACCUCCCUCCCUCCGUGACGUCACGGGCCGUCCCGGGGUGAGCGCCUGAGCCGCUUAGGGUCCGCGCCAGAGUGCUGCUGUAGCUGGCGAGCGAGUGGCGCGGCGGAGGGCAGCGGAGGCAGAGGGCGAGGGCGGGCGCCGACGCCUGAAGCGCACCCAGCAGCUAGAGCGAGGCGACCCGCGGCGCGGCGGGCACCGGCGGACACCCGCAGGCGAGGCCGGCGCGAGCGGUAGGCGGCGGCGGCGGCAGCUCGGUGGCGGCUCAGGCGGCGAGGAUGCUGCCGGGGAGGCUGUGCUUGGUGCCGCUCCUGCUGGCGCUGGGCGUGGGGAGCGGCGGCGGCAGUGGCGACGGCGGGGACAGCCGGCGGCGCCGCCUCCUCGCGGCGAAAGUCAAUAAACACAAGCCGUGGAUUGAGACAUCGUAUCAUGGAGUCAUUACUGAGAACAAUGACACAGUCAUCUUGGACCCUCCACUGGUAGCCCUGGAUAAAGAUGCCCCAGUGCCUUUUGCAGGAGAAAUCUGUGCAUUCAAGAUCCAUGGGCAGGAGCUGCCCUUUGAGGCCGUGGUGCUCAAUAAGACAUCUGGAGAGGGCCGGCUCCGUGCCAAGAGUCCCAUCGACUGUGAGCUACAGAAGGAGUACACCUUCAUCAUCCAGGCCUAUGACUGUGGUGUGGGGCCCCGGGAGGCAGCCUGGAAGAAGUCACACAAGGCUGUGGUCCACAUCCAGGUGAAGGAUGUCAAUGAGUUUGCUCCCACCUUCAAAGAGCCAGCCUACAAGGCCAUCGUCACAGAGGGCAAGAUCUAUGAUAGCAUCCUGCAGGUAGAAGCCAUUGAUGAGGACUGCUCCCCCCAGUACAGCCAGAUUUGCAACUAUGAAAUUGUCACAACAGAUGUGCCUUUUGCCAUUGACAGAAAUGGCAAUAUCAGGAACACGGAAAAGCUGAGCUUUGACAAGCAGCAUCAGUAUGAGAUCCUGGUAACUGCUUAUGACUGUGGACAGAAGCCUGCUGCUCAGGACACCCUGGUACAAGUAGAUGUGAAGCCGGUGUGCAAGCCUGGCUGGCAAGACUGGACCAAAAGGAUUGAAUACCAGCCUGGCUCAGGAAGUAUGCCCUUGUUCCCCAGCAUCCACCUGGAGACGUGCGAUGGCGCUGUGUCCUCUCUCCAGGUCACCGCCGAGCUGCAGACUAAUUACAUCGGCAAGGGCUGUGAUCGUGAGACUUACUCUGAGAAAUCCCUUCAGAAAUUAUGUGGAGCAUCCUCGGGCAUCAUUGACCUCUUGCCAUCCCCUAGUGCGGCUACCAACUGGACUGCAGGACUGCUGGUGGACAGCAGUGAGAUGAUCUUCAAGUUUGAUGGCAGGCAGGGUGCCAAGAUCCCUGAUGGAAUUGUGCCCAAGAACCUGACAGACCAGUUCACCAUCACUAUGUGGAUGAAACAUGGUCCCAGCCCCGGUGUCAGAGCUGAGAAGGAAACCAUCCUUUGCAACUCGGAUAAAACCGAAAUGAACCGGCAUCACUAUGCCCUCUACGUGCACAACUGCCGCCUCGUCUUCCUCCUGAGGAAGGACUUCGACCAGGCAGAUACCUUUCGCCCUGCAGAGUUUCACUGGAAGCUGGACCAGAUUUGUGACAAAGAGUGGCAUUACUAUGUCAUCAAUGUGGAGUUUCCUGUGGUCACCCUAUACAUGGAUGGAGCAACAUAUGAACCAUACCUGGUGACCAAUGACUGGCCCAUUCAUCCAUCUCAUAUAGCCAUGCAGCUUACUGUCGGCGCCUGUUGGCAAGGAGGUGAAGUGGCCAAACCACGAUUUGCACAGUUUUUCCAUGGCAGCCUCGCCAGCCUCACGAUCCGUCCUGGCAAAAUGGAAAGCCAGAAGGUGAUUUCUUGUCUGCAAGCCUGCAAAGAAGGGCUGGAUAUUAAUUCCUUGGAAAGCCUCGGGCAAGGAAUAAAGUAUCACUUCAACCCUUCACAGUCUAUCCUCGUGAUGGAAGGUGAUGACAUUGGGAACAUCAACCGAGCCCUCCAGAAGGUCUCCUACAUCAAUUCCAGGCAGUUCCCAACAGCAGGGGUCCGGCGCCUCAGAGUCUCUUCCAAAGUCCAGUGCUUUGGGGAAGAUGUGUGCAUCAGCAUCCCAGAUGUGGAUGCCUACAUCAUGGUCCUGCAGGCCAUCGAGCCCCAGAUCACCCUCCAGGGAACAGAGCGCUUCUGGAGACCUGCUGCCCAGUUUGAAAGUGUCAGAGGAGUGACUCUCUUCCCUGACAUCAAGAUCGUGAGCACCUUUGCCAAAACUGAGGCCUCCGGGGACACAAGAACCACAGGCACAGCCCCGAAAUCAGCAGUCUUGGAAGAAAUGCUACACAAUUUGGAUUUCUGUGACAUUUUGGUGCUCGGAGGGGACUUGGAUCCAAGACAAGAGUGCUUGGAGCUCAACCACAGUGAACUCCACCAACGACACCUGGAUGCCACUAACUCUACGGCUGGCUACUCCAUCUAUGGUGUGGGGUCCAUGAGCCGCUACGAGCAGGUGCUGCACCACCUCCGUUACCGCAACUGGCGGCCCACUUCCCUUGAGACCCGGAGGUUCCGGAUCAAAUGUUCAGAACUCAAUGGGCGUUACACUAGCAAUGAGUUCAACUUGGAGGUCAGUGUCCUCCAUGAAGUCAGAGUCUCUGAUAAGGAACAUGUCAACCACCUUAUUGUGCAGCCACCCUUCCUCCAAUCUGUCCAUCACCCUGAGUCCCGGAGUAGUAUCCAGCGCAGUUCAGUGGUCCCGAGCAUCGCCACAGUGGUCAUCAUUAUCUCCGUGUGCAUGCUGGUGUUUGUUGUGGCCAUGGGUGUGUACCGAGUCCGAAUUGCCCACCAGCAUUUUCUCCAAGAGACUGGAGCUGCCAAAGAGGCUGAGAUGGACUGGGAUGACUCUGCACUGACUAUUACAGUCAAUCCUAUGGAGAAACAUGAAGAACCAGGGCAUGGGGAAGAUGAGACUGAAGGAGAGGAAGAGGAGGAAGCAGAGGAAGUCAUGAGCUCCAGCAGCAGUGGCUCUGAUGACAGCGAAGAGGAAGAGGAGGAAGGAAUGGGCAGACGCAGACAUGGGCACAGUGGCACGAGGCAAGCCCAGCUAGAGUGGGAUGAAUCCACCCUCUCCUACUAGUACCCACUGGCCUGCUGACCAGCCUGUGUGUCCCUUUUGUAAA
Phodopus roborovskii (desert hamster) is the source of this 3268-nucleotide messenger RNA. It is a transcript of the gene Clstn2, whose product is annotated as calsyntenin 2. Lineage: Eukaryota; Metazoa; Chordata; Mammalia; Rodentia; Cricetidae. Gene Ontology annotation, molecular function: calcium ion binding; kinesin binding; X11-like protein binding. The transcript has 17 exons. Gene Ontology annotation, cellular component: cell surface; postsynaptic membrane. Gene Ontology annotation, biological process: homophilic cell-cell adhesion; positive regulation of synaptic transmission; positive regulation of synapse assembly. The record is from RefSeq and is a predicted model, not a curated record. The coding region runs from base 346 to 3225 and encodes 959 amino acids.